UAAAGUAGAAAGUCCACCGUCAUCAUCCAAAGCUGCUCUAGUCGGUUUAGAGGCAUACACCGAACGGGGGGUAGAUAAAUAAAAAUAAUUAACCACAUUUUUGGUAUCACUGUCAGAUCUGGAGCAGCUUCCUAGAAUCAUAAAGCUGUGAGUUGUAGAAAAGGAAGUAGUUGUUGGUGUCAAAUUUAUUGAAGAUGAGUCUCCUGAUAGGCUAGGUGCGUGACUCUCUCUACAGUGGGCUCAAUUUUUUUCAAUGCGUUCAAUCGGCAAAGAUGACUUGUAGCUUUUCUGGGUUGAUAGGCUGGUUCAGGUGCAAAUUAGUAGCAAUGGUAUCCAGCUUGCCUCCAGCCUUGAUCAAUUUAUAUCCCACCUGCAUCAGUCUCACCCUCUCUGUGUGAACUCUGCAGAGCUCCUUUACAUUCUUGUCUAAGCAAAUAGUGUUCGAUGAGGACUUUGGCCUUCUAUUAAUCUCACAAUAAGUUUACUCCCCUUUUUUCUCCUCUAGUGAAACUUAUUCACUGCGCAUCGGAAGGCUAAGGGUUCAAGGAUAUGCACCGUAAGUGGGCGAGGUGAAGAUGAUCCGCUAAGAGAAGAAGCCGUACUGCAAUCCGGAGGUCUUCGUCGUCGUUAACGCGCAAGCUUAACGCAACGUUGGCAUAGAGGUUCAAAGUCGCAAUACGAGAGCGUCUGCCGCAGGGCAAUCAAAUGUCGGCCUGAGGGUUUCUUUUUCCUUUUCGGUGGCUUUUUUUAUUAGCAGUGAGAGAGUUUGUGGUCAAUUGAUUAAUCCACCAUGGAAUUUCCGCGUGCAGUUCUUAGGAGUAAGCUGCCACCAUCGUGCCUAAAUCUGUACUAUAUGACAACACCACGCACGUUUCUAGGGGGAAAGAAGACGAGAAACCCUGGUACUCAAAAGAUUCCACGUGAACUUUAUCUUUUCCAUAUAGUUGAAUCUUCACCAUGGCCUAUGUGUUGUUCGUCAUGUACGGUGAAUAGGGCUGAAAGCGGUCGCCCCCUCACGUGGGAUUGUAUAUUCCGCAACCGAACUUUACUCGUUCGAGCUGGCUCUGAAAUCCGUCUCAAGAAGUGUAGAGAUGCAAUAAGAUUCGCGCGACGUGACAUCGCUUGGCCAGGAUCCAUGCGUGGAACAGUCGCGAUGUGCACCACGCAUAUCCAAGUAAAUUAUUCCUCGUAA
Molecule: messenger RNA, 1192 nt
Organism: Periconia digitata
Lineage: Eukaryota; Fungi; Ascomycota; Dothideomycetes; Pleosporales; Periconiaceae
Source: the annotation of a GenBank genome assembly